CCAACACAACACAAACCAGCUCCCAGCAAGCAAGCAAGCAAGCUCGUGUGCGUGCGUGCGUGCGCGGGUAACUGAGCUCGCUCGCUCAAGGAAGCUCCGGCACACAAGCUCGCGCGCUCCGACGAUGCCGAUGAUCAUCCCCGACGAGGUCCGCGCCAAGGCGGAGAUCUACACGGGCGACGCGGCUGGGCAGGAGAAGACGCGGCUGAUGUUGGCGGAGACGGAGCUGCCCAGCGGCCUCCUCCCUCUCAAGGACAUCAUCGAGUGCGGGUACGUGGAGGAGACGGGGUUCGUGUGGCUGAAGCAGAAGAAGAAGGUGGACCACUACUUCGCCAAGGCCGGGCGCUACGUCUCGUACGGCGCCGAGGUGUCGGCCAUCGCCGAGAAGGGCCGGCUGAAGAAGAUCACGGGGGUCAAGGCCAAGGAGAUGCUCAUCUGGAUCACCCUCAACGAGAUCUGCGUCGACGACCCGCCCACCGGGAAGCUCCACUGCAAGGCCAUCGGCGGCCUCUCCCGCAGCUUCCCCGUCGAGGCCUUCGAGGCCGACGUCGCCCUCCCCGUGCCCGUCACCGGGCGCCUCAAGAAGAAAACGGAGGCGGAGAGCAAGAACGGCAAGAAAGAGGAGGAGGACGCGGUGACGGAGGAGGCGCCGGAGGAGGAGAAGAAGAAGUCGAAGGACGCUGCCGUGGCCCCCGCCGUCCUUGAGGAGAUCGACCUGAAGAUGAAGGAGAUGAACAAGGAUGCGCCGGUCCAGGCGGAGGCGGUUGCGGCCAAGAACUAGUCGGCGACGGCGACGCUACUGCAGGCGCGCGGUUAA
Messenger RNA from Lolium rigidum, 817 nucleotides. RefSeq lists its product as uncharacterized. Lineage: Eukaryota; Viridiplantae; Streptophyta; Magnoliopsida; Poales; Poaceae. The record is from RefSeq and is a predicted model, not a curated record. The transcript has a single exon. Bases 125 to 781 code for a protein of 218 amino acids.